CUUGCCAGAACGCCAAGAUGCAAGCUCACCUGAUCACAAUGCUGCCAGGAGCAGGAACGGCGAUUGCAUCCAGGGGACGUCACGUGUGUUGCUUCUUGUCUAGUGCUGUAGGGGAAGAGGUGCUCAGCACGACCAAUCGUGUCAUUAGCUGGCAAUAACAGCGCGCCACGCACAUCGGCCGUCGCGGGCCAUGGCGAGGGGUGACGCCAUCGUGCCGCAGCACGGGUCGGGGUUUCCGCUCCCAGACUAUGUACCCAUCCGACGAAACGAGUUUCUGGUGAAGCGGCCUGCAAAGCCGUCGGCGGCGGAAUCCGUGCAGUGCGAGUGCCACAAGGGCGCGGGGGGGCGGCAGAGCAAGAGCAUCACCGGCAGGGGGUGGAAGCGGCUGGUGGUGGAGGAGGAGGAGGACGAGGGGGAGGAGGAGGAGGAGGAGGAUGAAAAGGAGGAAGAGGAGGGAGGUGAUGAUGGGAGCUCAGACGAUGAUGCGAUGGGGGGGGGCGAUGGAGCAGAGGAGAGCGAGGAGGAGGAGGAGGAGGAGGAGGAGGAGCGAGAUGACGAGGAUUACGAAACGGAGGAGGAGGGGGAGGAGGAAGCGGAGGAUGAGGGAGAUGGCGAGUGGCGGGGAAGCAAGGGGAAGGCGAGCGCGAUCAAGACAAGCCAGCAGGGAGGGAAGGCGAAGAAGAGGCGGAAGCGGAGGCGAAGCUUGCCCAUCUGCGGCGAGACGUGUCUGUGCCGCAUUCUGCACGUGGCGUGCAGCCGGCACUGCGGCUGUGCGUCGUCGUGCCAGAACGCGCCCUUCCACCGCCGCCCCUCGCGCAAAGUCAAGCUCUGGCGGACGGAGAAGUGUGGGUGGGGCCUCAAGGCGAAUGAGGACCUACCCGCGGGCUGCUAUGUGAUGGAGUACGUGGGGCAAGUGAUAGACGACGCCACGUGCGAGCAGCGCCUGUGGGACAUGAAGGCCGCAGGCGAAACCGAUUUCUACCUCUGCGAGGUGAGCAGCAACUUGAUCAUCGACGCGCGCUACAAGGGCAACCUCUCGCGCUUCAUCAACCACUCCUGCAACCCCAACUGCGAGCUGCAGAAGUGGCAGAUGGAUGGGGAGGUGCGCAUAGGAGUGUGCACACUGCGGCCAGUGAGCAAGGGGCAGUUCCUCACCUACGACUAUCAGUUCAUAGGGUUCGAGCUGCAGCCCAAGGAGUGCCACUGCGGGGAGCCCAACUGCCGCCGCCUCCUCGCCACCCGCACCAUCUCCCCUUUCACCCUCCCCCUCCCCUUCCCCGCCCCCGCGCUGCCCCCUCUCCCCCCUCCGCCUGCCACCGCCCCCACACCUGCCACCCCCCCGCAUCCAGGGGGAACCUUCCCCUCUGGCGCUGCAGGGGAGAAGGGGAACCGCGGAGGCAGGGGGGGAAAGGGGUCUGGAGAGACGAGGGGAGGGAUGGGAAGGAAUGUGCUGGGCGUGCAUGUGAGAGCUGCAACAGGGGGCAGAGGAGGAGGCAGGGGCGGAGUGAAGGGGAGAGGAAGGGGAAGAGGGUUCUGUGUGGGGCAACAAAGAGCAGUGGGAGUGGGGAGAGUACGGGGGAGAGGGAGAGGGAGAGGAAGAGGGAGAGGGACAUGCAUAUGGGAGGUCGGAGGGCGGGGAAGCAGAGAGAUGGGUAGAGGCAGAGGGCAGGUGGGUAGAGGAAGGGGAGUGGGAGGCAAGAUGGGGAGUGGCAGAGGCAGUGCAAGGGGUGCUGCGCCGGUGAUCAAUGCUUGGCCGACAGGUGGAGGUUGGAGCAGCAGAGGCCGAGGCAGAGGUAGAGGGAGAGGGAGAGGCAAGCAGCCCAAGAGGCGGCAGCUGGCAGACCUGCACGCAGACGGAGACACUCUCGUGAAGGGAAGUGCUCCCCUUGACAGGGCGACGACUCUGGAAGUUACACAGGUGGCGGACGAGGAGGAAGAAGAGGAGGUGGAGGAGGAGGAGGAGGAGGAGGAGGAAGAGGAAUUGGAAGAGGAAGAGGAAGAGGAAGAGGAAGAGGAAGAGGAAGAGGAAGGAGAGGAAGAAGAGGAAGAGGAAGAGGAGGAGGAGGAGGAAGAAGAGGAGGAGGAGGAGGAGGAGCAGCAGCCUGGGGUCGAGCGUGGUGGGGAGGAGCGGCCCCCCAGCAGGCGCCUCAUUCCCGGGCCCGGCUGGACCCCGGUGCCGCUGCUGCAGAGCGCCAGGCGCCGGCGCCAGGCAAGGGGGGGCAGAGGGGUCGCGCGCAGUGUGGGGGGAGCCAGCACGGGGGAGGCAGCCUGGCGCAGUGGGGAGGGCGGUGGGGGGGAGGGCGGGCAGGUGAGGGCGCAGGAGGCGUCGUGUGUGACGUCGGUGGCUGCUGGGCGUGCUGCCAUGGCAGGGGGUGGGCUGCCUGGCGGGCAGGGGGGCGUGGGUGUGGGCAUUGGCAGGGAGUGGAUCUUGGGCUGUCCCGCCUCUCACUGCCACCUCUGUGCUGCUGCUGCUGCUGGUGCUGGUGGCUCCAACGCACCUGUUGCUGUUGCUGCUGACCCCUGUUCGCCUGGGGCUAAUGCUACCACUAAGCGUGCUGCUGCUGCUGCUGCUGCUGCUGCUGCUAUCGGAGCAGGAGGGGCAGGGGGUGGUGGAAGCGGAAGGGCACAAGAGGCUGGCGUUGGGUUGGAACAUAAUUUCGGGGGACAGCUUGCAGAAAGGGUGUACUCACGCAAGCGGCCUAGAGCGGAUGUGAUUGUAAAGAGAGAGCCGGAGGAGGCACAGGCAGAAGUGAGGGCCCGCUCUGGUGAGGGGAAGAGGGAAGGAGGUGAGGUGAAGGAGAGGGAAGGAGGUGAGGUGAAGGAGAGGGAAGAAGGUGAGGUGAAGGAACGUGAAGAGAAGGCGGCGGCAGAGCAGAGAGCGAUGAUGUAUGGCCGGGAAUACCAGAGGCGGAGGAAGCUGCCCCUGCGGGCAGGGCCUGCAGCUGAGGCUGAGCUGGUGCAUGAGAUGGCAGCAUGCGGGUGCAAUGCUGCACACGCAGCCGCUGGCAAGCACGCAGGAGAAAGGAGUCACGCAGUGUUAGGCCACGAGCAGAUGUGGGACAUGGCAGCAGAUCAACGGCCACGAUUGCACGGCGUGGCAUUGGAGGGAGCAGAUCAGACGGUGCCGAGGAGUGGGUGGCAGAAGCAGGCCCUCUCACUCUUCCCCCCCGUCCCUCGUGGCCCCGUUGCUUCAGACGAUGCAUGCGGUCACAUGCACGCGCAUACCGAUACCAAUACCCGCACCCAUGCCCAUGCCCAUGCCCAUGUUGAUGCACAUCCAUGUGGGCACAUCCCAACAGCAUGUGGUGUCGCCUACCCUGCAGCUUGCAUGCAUCAUCACACCCAUGCCCCAUACCACCACAUGCAUGGUCCUGCCAUGGCGAACGGCCUCUGCUGCACCCACCAUUUAUCUGCGGUGCACAUGUGCGCACAUGCCAUGGCCUGCCCAGUAGCAGCCCAGGCAUGUGCAGAGGGCGUGGCAGCAGGGAGGGGUGUGACUCCAGACGACGUGCCUGAAAGGGGGUCCGCCACCGGCAAUGGGGUGGUGGCAGUGGGUGCACACGUGGACACUGCUGGUUGGACUGACGUGACACGUCAGGAGAGGGAAGGAGGUGCGGAAGAGGAAGGAUUUCGCAGUGGAGAAGGGAGAGGGGGGCUAGGGAGGGGGGAAGGAACGAGAAGAGGCCGAGGAGGGAGAGGCGGGAGAGGAGCGAGGGGAGGCAGGGGAGGCAGGGGGGGUGGGAGAGGAGGGAGGGGGGACAGAUGCAGCAGUGGGAGGGAGGGGGAGGCCACAGCUGCCAGGCGGGCUGGCAUUGUUGCUGCUGCGGGUGGUGCUGCUGCUGGUGCUCGUGGUGCUGCCAGUGGUGCUGCCGUUGGUAACAAGGGAAGGGGUGGGGGCAUGGCAGGCGUUGGCCCAGCAGCAGGGGCGGGUAGAGGGAGCAGCAGCAGCAGCAGGAGGGCGGCAGCGAGGGUGGUAGCAGCAGCGAUGACCCGCGUGGUGAGGGGGGGAAGGGGAGGCAGGGGAGGGAGGGGAGGGAGGGGGGGUGUUGUGGUAGCAGAGAGCAGCGGAGUGGCAACAGAGAGGAACGGUAUCGGCAGUGUGGGCACAAGGGGAGGAGGGAGAGUCGGGCGGGGGCGGGGGAGGAGGCGCGGCGGAGCAUGGGGGGUUGGCGGGGGGGGUGAGGAGGGCGAGCGGCUGCGCGACGCCAUGCUGGAGCGGCUGAGCCAGGCGCUGGUGGGGCAGCGCGUGCAGCUCUGGUGGCCGCUGGAACAGAGGUUCUUUUCGGGAACGGUGAUUGGCUUCGACCCUGCCACCAUGAAGCACCAUGUGCGGUACGACGACGGUGACGAGGAGCACGUGGUGCUGGGGCGCGAGCAGUGGCAGCUCGAGCCUUCACAGCCGGGCAGGGGCGCCAGAGGGGGCGAGGGGGGGGCCUCCAAGGGGAGGGACGCGGGGGAAGCUGGAGGGCCAGCAGAGGAUGGGGCGGAGGGCGAGGGCGCAGGGGAGAGUGCGGGUGGGAGAGGCAGGGGGGCGAAGCGGGGGAGUGGGUCAGGAGCUGCUGCUGCCACUCCUGCUGCGCGCGGCACAGCGGGGGUUGCUACUGCUGCCAAGGGCAAGAGGCUCCCUGAUGGUGCAGCCUUCCCAAGCCUAGCGGAUGCGCCGAAGCUGUUUGGCUCGGCGCAGCGGCCAGGUUCGGGACUGAGCCGGGCGGAGCAGGAGGCGGUGGCCCGGCAGCAGGCCAUGGUGGGGCGGCGGGUGGAGGUGUGGUGGCCGCUGGAGCAGAAGUUCUUCAAAGGGGUCAUCGCGGCCUUCGACACGUCCACUCGCAAGCACAGGGUGGCAUACGACGAUGGUGACGUGGAGCACAUGUCACUGCGUGCGGAGCGGUGGCGCUAUGAGAGACAAACAGUGCCGCCCACUGCCUGCUACUCACUGCCCUUCUCGUGGCGCUCUGAGCCGCUGACGCACCGCGCAGUGCGCGACCUGCAGGGCGAGCAGAUCAGGAUCUGGGCGCCGCUGCUCCACAGGUUCCGCAACGGCACGGUGCUGUCAGUGGCGCACAGCAAGUUCACCAUCGAGUUUCUGUACGACGACGGGGAGAUCGCAGUGCUGGACCUCUCUCAGUGCCGCUGGGAGCUCGUAGAUUCCGACUAACUCACCCUCCCUUGAGUGUGCAUGGCGCACAACCCUUAUACACUAUAUGGGCACACACAUACACUCACUCAUCCACAAGGCACUUGCGCACACCAGACUUGUGGGACUCAAUAACAGGAUUAUUGUUUUGUGUUCUCCAAUAUGAGAGCUCAGCCUGUGUUGUCCAUGUUUGCAGAUUGUAAUCAAACUAAUCAUUUAACAAAAAUAAUAAAGCGAG
Closterium sp. NIES-67 is the source of this 5372-nucleotide messenger RNA. The record is from the annotation of a GenBank genome assembly. NCBI's taxonomy places the organism in Eukaryota, Viridiplantae, Streptophyta, Zygnematophyceae, Desmidiales, Closteriaceae.